AUGAAAAACAAUCGUCAAAAACAAGCACUGUCUUACGUUCCGCCACCUGUAAUGUAUCCAGAGGAUACUAGCGGAUCUCGAAUGACUCGGUAUAUGGGCGGUCCAACCCCAACCAGUGUAGAUACUUGGGAUAAUUUUUUCGAGGAUGACAGUUAUGUGGCAAUAACUGUCAAUAUAUUCUUGGUACUAAACGAUCUCUUGGGAGAUAAUUUUGUUUUUGCAAAACAAAAACCUUCAGACUUUGCGUGCAAUGGAAGACCAGAUGUUAUAAUCGAAUAA
Messenger RNA from Dentiscutata erythropus, 279 nucleotides. The record is from the annotation of a GenBank genome assembly. NCBI's taxonomy places the organism in Eukaryota, Fungi, Glomeromycota, Glomeromycetes, Diversisporales, Gigasporaceae.